CCAAAUCCAACCGUUCAUCAAACAUCCAAUUCAAUCAGAACCAUUGAAUACAACACCAUUGAAAAAGCAACCACUCUAUAAAUCCAGAAGAAGACGAGUUUCAUAGUAACUGGGGGAUUUUCUUCCGUGUAAUUCGCGAGUUAGGGUUCCAAAUUCGACUCACUGAGUCUCUUCUACCCAUUGUGUUCCCGGUUUAUUUAUUAUCGCCGGAGAAAUACUCUUAAUUUUGUUUCCAGUAGCGUAAAUGAUCGGAUUUUCCGGCGAGAAAUUUGGGAUUUUUUCCGAUGAUUCUUUGAGUGUGUGGGGAAAUUUCCAAUUUUGACCCUAAAGCUAAGGUCUUUACUCAAAAGUGUUACUGGGUUUCUUUGACUGUUCCAUUUUGAAUCAGAAUAUGAGAUAUUGGGUUUCCAUUUUUGAGAUAUAAAAUUUAAAAAAAAAAAAAUCAUUUUUUUUAGGGAUCGGAUAAUUUUUAUUUAUUUUGGGGGUUAAUUUAUUGGAGUGUUGUGUUUGAGAAUUUUUGGUGACAUUCAAUUUUGGGGAAUGGGUCAGUAAAAUCCAGUCAAAUUAAUUUCUUCAAUUUGCUUAAUUGGGUUUGAUAUUUAAGGAAACCUUGUCCUUUGAUCAAUUUAUUGCAUCAGUUUCAUAAUUGCUUUUGUUUUUUAAUUUAUGAUUAUAAUAGAAACAAUUACAUUUUUGGCUUUUAUGAAUUGGUAUUGAUACCAUUUUUUGGGUUCAUGAAUGGAUCAUAAUUUUUUCUAAUAUAUUGCCCAUUCCAUGUCUCAAAUUUGCUUUGGCUUUCGAUUCUUUAACAAAUUCCUUGGUUUCGGUCCGAGGGAUUAGUCUCUGGAGAUUAUGCCCGGUUCACACCAAAAAAAUCCUUGGCUUCACCUAGUUGUGUAACCCUUUAGCUUUGCAAGUUUGCUAUUAGAAGAAAAAAAUUGUAACUAUGGAUGUGUCUUUGACACGUUUGUCUUGUUGGUUAUGGGGAGGUAGUAAGGAGAAAGAGCCUAUUGUUAAUGGAAAUCCAUCUUCUGAAUGGAGUUUUUCAUUGAAAGAAAGAGAGUCUUUGAAGUUUCCUUUGAUAAAGGGAACAAAUAAUCAAAGGAAGGUUAGGAAGAAGUGGCAGAGUAGGGAAGAGAGGAGAGUUGAUAGAGAGUAUGAUGUUGUUUUAGUAUCAUCUGAUGGUGGUGGUGGUUGUUUAUCAGGCUCUGAAUCUGAUGACUCAGAUUGGUCUAUUGGGUGGUUAGAGCCUCAUGGUUCUGAUUUUCAGAGUGAUGAUGAUGAGUCUGAAUCUGAUAGUAGUUUUGCUGUUUUGGUUCCUUGUUAUAGACCAGGUUGCAAGGAAGUUGAAGGCUCAAAUAAUCAUCUUUUGAGUGCUAUCAAGAAGAAUCUACCAAAUCAAUUUUCUUCUGCUGGCAACAAUUACAUGGAACAAUGGUUAGCUUCACUUCAGAAUUUUGAAGCUUAGAAAACUACUUCCAGUGUGUUUGUAAACUUUGAUCUCCACUGCGCCUCGAUCGAUGGCCAUGCGCGGUGGAAGGAUUUCUAACACGUUUCCAAGCACAUACAGCUUCAUCUUUUAUGAUUAAGGACCUUUCUGACUACCUUUUAUAAGUAGAGGAAGCAAAAACAAUCCAUUAUGUAUCUAAUGUAAUCUAAUGUAAUUUUUUGUACAUAGAAUCCAUUUCUCUUCUUAUUGUAAAAGCUCAAUUUGCAAUGCAAAAUUUGUAGCUAGAACAUACUAUAUGGCCAGUCACUACUACAAUAAAAAAGCAAUACUAUAUGGAUAUUAAGUUGAGAUUAUUAUUUGUUACUCAACUUCAA
Medicago truncatula (barrel medic) is the source of this 1824-nucleotide messenger RNA. RefSeq lists its product as uncharacterized. NCBI's taxonomy places the organism in Eukaryota, Viridiplantae, Streptophyta, Magnoliopsida, Fabales, Fabaceae. The transcript is spliced from 2 exons. The record is from RefSeq and is a predicted model, not a curated record. Bases 947 to 1468 code for a protein of 173 amino acids.